AUUGUGAGUGAUAAUUGAAAGUUAUGUAGGCCGGCGGUGGUGGUGGUGGAGCUGCCAAAAUGCCACAGCUGCUAGCGAUGACAGCUUCCAUGCAUUACGCGCCGUCCGGUCUCCCCGCGCGGAGGCUCAUAGGUUUGAUAUUGUGGUGUUUGAUUGUAAAAUUCGGAAACUCUACAUACUUUUUUGCUUGUUUACGGUUUAAUAAAUUCUGAAGCACCCUAUGCAUAAUGAUCGCAUAGAAAUCCGGUGGAAGGAAUAACCAGUGUUUUUUUUUUUUUUUAAUUGCUUUUAUUUUCGUAUAGCGGCAUGGAUAAUUUAAAAUCGUAUGGAUACAUGGUGGGUUUUGAUAAAUUGUAUUUCGUCCUUGAUGCUGAAAGGGGUUAUUGGUUUCAUUUUUGUGAUUCUUUCUGUAUAUCAAGCUUCCCAUUACUAGGAUCUAAUUGAAGUAAAACUUAUGUGUCACUGAUGAAAAUAAAACUGCAAUUAUUGAUAUACUUGAGGCCUCUGUUGUGACAUAAAUGGGAAUUGUUUCAGCUGAGUUCCCCAGAAAUAUUUUCCACUCAGAGUAGGUAACAGUAACACUUUGGGAUGAUGGUGCCUGGUUAAGCAUAUUAGGGAUUUUCUUGAUUUUGUGUUGACAUGGAAGCCGUGCUGAUUCCCAGUUCUUUCUGUAGUUCUUGGGAUGUGUAGUGUGUUUUUUUGUUAUCGAGUUUUUCAUCUGAUGAUGCUUUCUGCUGUCAUACUCCACAUUUCAUCUUCAGUUUGCAUAUUUCAAUUUAGAAUUUGUCAGUCCUGUAAUUCUAAAAUUUUCAGCACAUAGAACCCCUCAUAUCUGUAGCAGAUUCUCAUUCUAGCCUCAUCACGGGCUCAGUGAGGCUUUCACUUACAUGUUGGUUAUUAAUAUGCUGUAAGAUGUAGUUUAGCGUAAUGAUUUGAUAAAAUGUGUGCAGAGACAUUGAAUAGAGGAUUUUCCAAUGGAGAGUAAGUGUGGAAACUUGUCCCAAGAUGCCAAAUGAAAGAAAAUGCUAUAUAGAAGUAACCAUAUAAUUGUCUUAAUAUGCUUGGUUAUAGCUAGCUCUAUAUCGAAAUUGUGAAUUUUGGUGAUAUGAACUUGCAUCUGUCCAUGAGUUUGAAAACAACAGUUGCAAGUGAACCAGUAAUAACAACCAAAUCGUUUACUUUUUACAUGAAAAAAAAUUCAAUUUUAGUUAAUGGCAUUAUCUUUUGUUGCUGUCAUAUCUGAUUGCUUUCAAACAAGCUGUGGAUUGCAAGUAUUUCUGGGAUGUUGUAUUCAUUAGAGCUACAUCUCUCUCUCUCUAAUUUGGAACUAUUGAUUGGUGUUUGGUUCUUUUUCCUAUUCAGUUUCUUCUUAUUUUGCAACAUUAACUAUAUUGAGGUUCCUUGAAUAAAUGUGGCUGAGUUGGCUAAAGGAGGUGCGCGAAGAAUAUUUUAUCGAAGGGGCAAAGUUGUCUUCUUGCUUCAAAAUUCUGUACACAUAGGGUUAGGGUUUCCUCUUUAGCUGCGGCGUCUCUUCCAUCCUUUGGAACAAGCCGAAUGACAAACAAGGGAGUGGAUCUCAUGUUGCAGAUGAAGUAAGGUUCCAAUCUGAAAACCCAUAGAAUAGUGUCAAUAAAAGUUGUUUCUUGGGUCUAUUAGUAAAGCCAAUUGUGGUGCCAUGGAUGAUAUGAGUGAAAAGGAGCCUCUUGACUCUAAUUUAACGUUAAAUCGUAGCGAAAGAUCAUUCCAAUUUGAUGUGGAAAGUGAUCCACCAAAUAAACGAGCAAAGAAGGCCAUUGAAAAAGUGCUUUACAAGACAAGACCGUGUUUCCAAUUCCGUGCUGGCUCUUGUCCAUUCGCUGAAAAUUGUGAAUUUGCUCAUAGUAUGGAGGAACUUAGGGAACUGCCUCAUAGUCACAAGGAAGAACCGAUGCGCUUAUCAGAGCAGCCAAGGGAGGUAUCUCAGAUACCAGUUGUGGGUUUAAAUGAAGUUAAACAUAGACGUAGUCCGAGGCAGCACUGCAAGGGUUUUUUGUCUACGGCUGGUUGCCAGAAUGGUGAGAAAUGCCUUCUCAUUCACAAUGAGCAUUAUAUGGAAAGAAAAUCUGCAGCAAUAUGUGUGCUUCCUGGCUCUGGUGGUGGAUUUAAGAGCAAUGGAAGUACUUCAAAUUGGAAAGCAAGGCUUUGUACCAAGUGGGACUUAACAGGGAUGUGUGGUUAUGGAAAGAACUGCAUUUUUGCUCAUGGAUUAGCAGAGCUGCAGCAAUACCGUGGACGGCAAGUGAAGAAAAAAGAUAGUGGUUCUUCAGCCUUGGGUGCCAAUCAGGUGGCGUCAGUACCAGCUAAAGCUUCUGUGGGUCAUGUUCCUUACUCAUAUCAUAUUGGAGCUCCACCAAGAAGGCUGUCUGGUGAGGUACCGAGGACUGGAGAGGUAGCUAUCCGGAACUGGAAAGGCCCGGACAAAAUUAGCAAAAUUUAUGGAGACUGGAUUGAUGACCUCAAGUAGGCUUCCCAGUCAGGCAAGCUCGACAUUGAAGGUGAUUCGUGCAACCGGAUUGUUUUUCAUGCUGAAGUCGAGGCUUUUAGUUUGAAUUGUUAUGUUAUUGUCUUAAAAUAAAUCCCUUUUAAACAUUGAGGGAAUGCACUACAAACUACAGUGGUCGCGGCUUUGGAUUAACGUAUUUGAUUGUUCAA
Salvia hispanica is the source of this 2691-nucleotide messenger RNA. The record is from RefSeq and is a predicted model, not a curated record. NCBI's taxonomy places the organism in Eukaryota, Viridiplantae, Streptophyta, Magnoliopsida, Lamiales, Lamiaceae.